Messenger RNA from Cajanus cajan (pigeon pea), 1084 nucleotides. Its product is annotated as chalcone--flavanone isomerase. The record is from RefSeq and is a predicted model, not a curated record. Gene Ontology annotation, biological process: flavonoid biosynthetic process. Lineage: Eukaryota; Viridiplantae; Streptophyta; Magnoliopsida; Fabales; Fabaceae. Gene Ontology annotation, molecular function: chalcone isomerase activity.
UGCUUCUCCUCUUGCAUAGUUUUACAAGAAGUGAAAGCUAGCUAGGUAUCCUGGUGGUUAGAAAAUGGCGACAGCAGCAUCAUCCAUCACCGCAGUUCAGGUCGACAACCUUCACUUCCCACCUCUUCUUUCCUCAUCUGUCUCCGCCAAGACCUAUUUCCUUGGAGGCGCAGGGGUGAGAGGAUUAAUGAUUGAGGGAAGCUUCAUAAAGUUCACGGGCUUAGGAGUGUACUUGGAGGAUAAAGCCGUGGCAUCACUUGCCACUAAGUGGAAGAGCAAGGAUUCAGAAGGGUUGGUGGAAACCCUAGACUUCUUCAGAGAUAUCAUUUCAGGUGGGUUUGAAAAGAUGAUAAGAUGUUCGUAUAUAAGAGAAUUGAGUGGGCGAGAGUACUCGAGGAAGGUGAUGGAAAACUGCGUGGCACACAUGAAGUCUGUGGGGACAUACGGAGAAGCCGAAGCUGCAGCCAUUGAAAGGUUUGCGGAAGCCUUCAAGAGUGUGAAUUUUCCACCUGGGGCUUCUGUUUUCUUCAGGCAAUCACCUGAUGGCAUAUUAGGCCUCAGUUUCUCUCAAGAUGAGACAUUACCAGCAAAUGAAGAUGCAGUUAUAGAGAACAAGGCCUUAUCAGAGGCAGUGUUGGAGACCAUGAUCGGGGAACAUCCUGUUUCCCCCGCUUUAAAGCACAGUUUGGCUUCAAGAUUGCCUGCCUUAUUCAACCAUGGCUUUAUUGUAAUAUAAUAUGUCACAUCACUUCUUUUUCUCCUUUUGGAGUUAAUCACUUAUAUACUGUUAGUAUAAAGUUUUUUUAUACUGACAAUCAAUUAUAUCUCUUAACUGUGUCAUGUUACUAAUGUGUUUAUAAUGAUAUGACACAAUUAAAAGAUUUAAUUAUUUGUCAGUGUAAAAAAACUUGACACCGCUAGUAUAUGGGUGAUUACCUCUUUCUGGCUUCCCGCUCAUGCAUUUCUACUGCUUUCAUUGUUCUCAAAUAAAACCCAACGCUCCCUUCGGCAUUAGGGUUUAGGAUAAUAAUUCUAAUGAAUAAUAAUAUUUAGUUUCAGAAUUCAUACUACGUUUGUAACUUUU